CGGGACCCGAGCUGUAGGGGAAGGAGGAAGCGCUGGGCAGGCGACGGUGCCCGGCAGCGCGGAGCCUCCGGGGUGGCCCGCCAUGGCUGCAGGAGGCCCCAUCUCGGGUUCCACGUCCCCUGACCCCUCCAAGUUCUCCCUGCCUCUGGCUGCCCUCAACAUGCGAGUGCGGCGCCGCCUGUCGUUGUUCCUGAAUGUGCGGGCGCAGGUGGCGGCCGACUGGACCACGCUGGCCGAGGAGAUGGGCUUCGAGUACUUGGAGAUCCGGCAGCUGGAGACGCACACCGACCCCACCCGCAGCCUGCUGGACGCCUGGCAGGGACGCCCCGGCGCCUCGGUAGGCCGACUGCUGGAGCUGCUCGCCACGCUGCGCCGGGAAGACGUGCUGAUGGAGCUGGGGCCCAGCAUCGAGGAGGAUUGCCAAAAGUACCUUGUGAAGCAGCAGCAGGAGGAGUCCGAGUUGCCCUUGCAGGUAGCCACAGUAGAGAGCAGUGUCCCCCGCACACCGGAGCUGACAGGCCUCACCAUACGGGACGACCCCCAGGGACACAUGCCUGAGUGUUUCGACGCCUUCAUCUGCUACUGCCCCAGCGACAUCCAGUUUGUGCAGGAGAUGAUCCAGCAGCUGGAGCAGACCAACUACCGGCUGAAGCUGUGUGUGUCUGACCGCGACGUCCUACCCGGCACCUGCGUCUGGUCCAUUGCCAGCGAGCUCAUCGAGAAGAGGUGCCGCCGCAUGGUGGUGGUUGUCUCUGACGAUUACCUGCAGAGCAAGGAGUGCGACUUCCAGACCAAGUUUGCUCUUAGUCUCUCUCCAGGUGCCCAUCAGAAGCGACUGAUCCCCAUCAAGUACAAGGCGAUGAAGAAGGAGUUCCCCAGCAUCUUGCGGUUCAUCACUGUCUGCGACUACACUAACCCCUGCACCAAGUCCUGGUUCUGGACCCGCCUCGCCAAGGCCUUGUCCCUGCCCUGAAGACUGCCUGGGGACCCUGUGUGUGCACAUCUGUCUGCCCAUCCAUGUCCUUCUGCUCCUGCCUCCUCCUAUGGGGGCAGCCUUUUGCUUCUUGGAGAAGCCAGCUCUAUAGACAUAUCUGCGGCAGAUGGGUGUCACCCGGACGUCACAUCUUGCAUCCUGCAUGGAAUAUGUGCAAGUGGCUGCAGGAGGCAGGCCACCCGCCAGGUUAUCAGGGGGACAAUGAAGAACAGCCCCACUGGGACUGAGGAGGCCCAGAGGAGCCAGCUCUGAGCCGUCCGCCUCCGUUUCCCCACUUGAGGAGUAGGAGGGAGAAGCAGGCAGUCGCCGUGUUCUAACCACAGCAGGAAAUGGAAAGCUCUGGGUCUCUUGGAGGAGACAAAGGCUGGCUGAGGGAAGGGAGUGCUGCUGGAGCCAUGGCACCACGGGGCAGCUGCUUCCACGGUGGUGCUGGCGAUGCUUCAGUGCCUUUGCGCACCUGCCAUGGCACCUCCUCCUGCUCCACAGAGCAGGCAGGAAGCAGGCUGGCCCAGAACGAGAUCCCACCUCUCAUCUGCGUCUUUGACUCCUCCCAGCCUCUGCUCAACCGCCAGCAGUGACUAGUCCUGAGAGACCGGCCUAGCAGCCGGGGCUGCUUUUCAUUCACUUCCGCCUGUAAUGCCUGUGGUCAUGCUCUCAGUUCCUCCUAGGAUGGGAUCCUGGCCCUUGUGGGCUGGGCUAGGUCACCAUGGUGUUGUGAGCAGAAAUCUUCCCUCCCUGGGCCACCCACAGACGGCUUGCCUUCCAGCUUUCUGUACCUGGAUGCCUUACAGAGCUGUUUGGUUACAACAGUGACCACACAAGAGCUUCCUGUCCCCAAACCAGGGGACAUGG
Tupaia belangeri chinensis (Chinese tree shrew) is the source of this 1846-nucleotide messenger RNA. RefSeq names its product MYD88 innate immune signal transduction adaptor (gene MYD88). Lineage: Eukaryota; Metazoa; Chordata; Mammalia; Scandentia; Tupaiidae. Gene Ontology annotation, molecular function: TIR domain binding; Toll-like receptor binding. Gene Ontology annotation, biological process: defense response to Gram-positive bacterium; innate immune response; MyD88-dependent toll-like receptor signaling pathway. Bases 83 to 973 code for a protein of 296 amino acids. The record is from RefSeq and is a predicted model, not a curated record. The transcript is spliced from 5 exons. Gene Ontology annotation, cellular component: plasma membrane.